UGUUGCCAGUACUUCUCUGACAAGCGAUUGAAUUUCAACAGAGUGCGAAAACAUAUUGAGAUUAUCAAAAAUGUCUGGGAAAUUACCGACCACCUAUGUGAAGGGCUUCCACGAUGAGGCGAAGGUGCGCCGCAUGGAAUAUCGCAAUCUCGGAAAGACCGGCCUGGAAGUCUCGAAAGUCUCUUUCGGCGGCGGCGCCCUCUGCGCCAACUACGGCUUUGAACUUGAGGAGGGUAUCAAGACAGUGCAUGAGGCUCUGAAAUCGGGCAUCAAUUAUAUUGAUACGGCCCCCUGGUAUGGCCAGGGUCGCUCAGAGGAGGUCCUUGGCCAGGCGCUGAAAGACGUGCCCAGGGAAUCUUACUACAUUGCCACCAAAGUAGCCCGCUACGAACUGGACUAUGAGAACAUGUUCGACUUCAGCGCCAAGAAGACCCGCGAAAGCGUGGAAAAGAGUCUGAAACUCCUGGGCCUGGACUACGUGGACGUCAUCCAAAUACACGAUAUCGAGUUUGCCAAGGAUCUGGACAUUGUCAUCAACGAGACUUUGCCCACGCUGGAGCAGCUGGUCAAGGAGGGCAAGGCCAGGUUCAUUGGCGUGUCCGCCUAUCCGAUUUCGGUGCUUAAAGAGUGCCUAACCCGAGCGGCAGGAAGAUUCGAUACGGUUCUCACCUACGCCAGAUACACCCUGACCGAUGAAACGCUGCUGGAGUACCUGGACUUCUUCAAGUCCCAGAACCUUGGCGUCAUCUGUGCCGCUGCCCAUGCCCUUGGACUCCUGACCAACGGCGGACCGCAGCCUUGGCAUCCGGCCAGCGACGAGCAGAAGGCCAUUGCCCGGAAGGCGUCGGAGUUCUGCAAGGAACGCGGCGUGGAGUUGGGAAAACUGGCCAUGUUCUACACGAUGAAGGGAUUGCCCGGGGUGAGCACCUUUCUCACGGGCAUGCAGACGCGGGAGCUGCUGCGUAUCAACCUGGGGGCCUUCGAACUGGGCCUCAACGAAAAGGAGCAGGAAGUGCUGCGGUACCUGAAAGAAAACGUUUUGACCAAACCAUUCGAUUGGGAGGGCAUCGAACUGAAGCGAUAUUGGGCAGCCAUAAAGCAGAAGUAAUCGAGGAAGAUUACUUGCAAAACAUAACGAUAUAAAAUAAAGUCUAUAAAUUGUG
Messenger RNA from Drosophila elegans, 1163 nucleotides. RefSeq names its product L-galactose dehydrogenase. The coding region runs from base 71 to 1108 and encodes 345 amino acids. Gene Ontology annotation, cellular component: cytosol. The record is from RefSeq and is a predicted model, not a curated record. Gene Ontology annotation, molecular function: L-galactose dehydrogenase activity. NCBI's taxonomy places the organism in Eukaryota, Metazoa, Arthropoda, Insecta, Diptera, Drosophilidae. The transcript is spliced from 4 exons.